Caenorhabditis briggsae is the source of this 681-nucleotide messenger RNA. NCBI's taxonomy places the organism in Eukaryota, Metazoa, Nematoda, Chromadorea, Rhabditida, Rhabditidae. Bases 1 to 681 code for a protein of 226 amino acids. The transcript has 7 exons. The record is from RefSeq and is a predicted model, not a curated record.
AUGAAUGACUCUUCAUCCAGCUUCCCGUCAUUCUGGAGAGCACCAAUCAGCAAAUCAUCAGAAGUCGGUCAUCUUGGAAUUAUGCCAGGAUCCACCGAUCAGGAAGUAAUCAUGAAUGAACAAGAGCAAGUGAACUUAGGAAAUGGGCUCACGGAGCACAGAACACAUCAAUAUGUGAACCGCCCGGAAGGAGAGAUGGAUAUGAUGAUUGGAUUUUUCUUGAUGAAUGGUUUUUGUGUUUCAUUUUUCCUUCUGUUCGGUCUCUGCGUCAUUUUCUCAUGUCUUCGGAAGCGUCCUGCCUACUUCCGUAGAAAACAAUGCGCCGAGAGCGAAGCUGCCCCACCAAUUCCAGACGGACCAGCAUUCAAACCAAAAUUAAAAUCAAUUGUGAGCCAAGUUAUCAAGACGAAUAAGGUCACAACAAAAAUCACAAUGGAUCCAGAGACAUUAGAAAUGGAAUCGAGUCCCGAUGAUAGUCAACAAACGAAACUAAGUGCUCCGCAGUUCUCUCGUUCCCCAACUCCAACUAGAUCGGAUAGAAAAACAAGUCUGACCGCGAGUCGACAAGCGUCAAUCGAUCAUUCGAGGAGAUGUUCAACAUCGGUGUCUCAGGAGAAUUCGGCUAUGAUUAGACAUAAUUUACUGGGACCAUUGUCAUUUGAUGACCUUCAUUACAUGUAG